Molecule: messenger RNA, 2615 nt
Organism: Papilio machaon (common yellow swallowtail)
Lineage: Eukaryota; Metazoa; Arthropoda; Insecta; Lepidoptera; Papilionidae
Product: influenza virus NS1A-binding protein homolog B-like
Exons: 7
Coding region: 390-2615 (741 amino acids)
Molecular function (GO): protein binding
Source: RefSeq, a predicted model, not a curated record
GCAUUUUUAAUAUUAGUAAAAUGCAGCACCUUUCAUGAUAAAAAGGGUAGGUUGGUUUUCCGCAAAUGGCAACCAGAAAACAAAGAGUAUGAAAUGGCAACUGGCAAUACUUCAAUUAAGAUAAAUUUAAUGUCAACGUCAAGUCAAGAUCAAAACAAGGCGCGUGAGGCACGCGGGCAGUUGAUCUAGUGCUCGAACACAACUAGUGCUCGCUGGCGGAUGCAAAGCCUAAAAAAAAUAGUAGUUCAGCAAUACAUCCGGUUUUGGACGGCGUCGCGAGGCCGUCCGAGCACGAAGAGGCGGCGAGGCCGAGCACCGCGGCCCCGUGCUCCGGUGUGAGCCGGUUUUUGGCUGACGAUCGCCCAGCGCCUGGCCUGCACCACGCCGACAUGAAGCCACACGACGACGGAAUCAACGGACAUGAGAGCGGCGGCAGCGCGGCCAGCGGCGGCGCGCGCUCCGACGACAGCGAGGGGGAGGAGGCCGCGCUGGAGGAGGAGCUGUCGCUCGUGGACGAGGCGGCGCCGGCGCGCGUCUUGGCCGCGCUCAACGCUCUGCGCAAGGCGCGCCAGCACUACGACGUGCUCCUAGCGGCGGGCGCGGGCGGCGCGGGAGAGGAGGUGGCCGCGCACCGCGCCGUGCUCGCCGCCGUGUCCCCGCGCCUGCUCGCAGCCCUGCCCGCCACGCCGCCCGCCGCAGCGCCGGCCGCGCCCGCCCUGCGCCUGCCCGACGUCGACGCCGAGGCCCUGCGCGAGUUGGUCGAGUACGCGUACACGGGCCGCCUGCGAGUGCGCGACGCGGCGGGAGCGCGCCGCCUGUACCGAGCGGCGGCGCGAUUGCGCGUGGAGACUGCGCGCGCGCACCUCGCCGAGCGCCUGGUGCGACGUCCGGCGCCGCAUGACGCGCUGGCCGUGCGCGCGCUGCCCGAUCUGCAGCGCCACCACCGCGCCGCGCUCGACGCCUACAUCGCAGAGCACUUUGACGAGAUAUGUGCGUGCGGCGCGCUGGCGGCGUUGCCGCUCAUCCACAUCGAGAUGCUGCGCGAGACGAGUGCGGAGCGCGGGCAGGAGGCGCCCGCGGCCGUGGCCGGCGCCGCGCUCACCUGGCUGCGCGACCAGCUCGCCGCCGGCACGCACCUAGAAGAUUUAUGCUCGCGGCCGCAUCUUCUGUUCGUGGACGCGGAGGGCGCGCUGCGAGACUGCGGCGAGUUGCCGGCCAGUGGCGGCGACGCGCCCGAGCUGCACGAGUACCGGCGCGAGGCGGCCGAGCGCGAGCGCGGCGUGCGGCGCCGGGCCGCGGAGCGCGAGCGCGCCCAGCCCCCCGCGCCCCCCGCACACUCCCCCGACGACCGCGCAGACGACGACACCGGCGUGCUGGCGGCGCGCGCGGCUCCCGGCGCCGGCGUCACGCGCGCUCUGCUCGCGCUCAAGGGCAAGCUGGCCGCGGCGCGCAUCGCCUGGCGCACCGGCAGCGGCAGCUCGGCGCGCGGCGGCCGACUGGGCGGCGCCGUGGAGCCCGGGGACGCGCCGCGCCUCGCGCCCAUGUCGGUGCCGCGGUGCGCGCUGGGCGCGGCCGAGCUCGGCGGCCGGCUGCUGGUGUGCGGCGGGUACGACCGUGCGCGCGUGCUGCGCUGCGCGGAGGCGUACGACCCCGACACGAACACGUGGACGGCGCUGCCCGACAUGCGCAGCGCGCGCGGCCGCUUCCCCGCCGCGGUGCUGGGCGGCGCGCUGUACGCGCUGGGCGGCAGCGACGGCCACGCGGAGCUGGACUCGGUGGACGCGUUCGGCGGCGGCGCGUGGGAGCGGCGCGCGCGGCUGCCGCUGGCGCGCUCGCACGCCGCCGCCGCCGCGGACGAGGAGGCCGGCGUGCUGUACGUGGCGGGGGGCUGGGCGGCGGGCCGCUGUCUGCGCCAGGUGCACCGCUACUCGCCCCUCACCGACACAUGGACGGAGGCGCCGCCGCUCAACACCGGACGGUCGCAGUGCGCGGGCGUGAUGUGGCAGGGCGAGCCGUGGGUGCUGGGCGGAUGCGACGCGUGGCACUGCCUGGCCGGCACGGAGCGGCUGCGCGCGGGCGGGUGGGCGCCGGGCCCCGCGCUGCCCACUGCGCGCCGCUCGGUGGGCGGGGCGGUGUGGCGCGGCAGACUGGUCGCCGCCGGCGGCUCCUCGGGCGGCGCCUCGCUGCGCACCACCGCCUGGCUGGAGCCCGACGCGCUCGCCUGGCGGGAGGGGCCGCUGCUGCGCGAGGCGCGCGCGGCGCCGGCGCUGUGCGUGGUGCGCGACGUGCUGUACUGCGCGGGCGGCUUCAGCGGGCAGGAGUUCCUGGCGAGCGUGGAGUGCCUGCUGGAGCCCGACGGCUGCUGGACGGCGCUGUGGGUGCCGCACUCCCCCGCCGCGCCCGCACCGGCCACUCAAAUCUUGGAGGAACAAAUUCUUGAAAACCACGAGUCCGUCGUCGUGAACGGGAGCCACGAUGUUGAGUUGGAGCGAGAGGACGAGAUGGGUGCGCGCUGCGAGAGCGAGCGGGACGGCGCUCUCGCCAAGAAGAGUGCGAGCGAGAGAGGCGGCGCGCUGGAGCGAGACGGCGAGAGCGGCGCGGUGGGCGGGGCGUGA